Messenger RNA from Anopheles coustani, 1436 nucleotides. RefSeq lists its product as uncharacterized. The transcript is spliced from 2 exons. NCBI's taxonomy places the organism in Eukaryota, Metazoa, Arthropoda, Insecta, Diptera, Culicidae. Gene Ontology annotation, molecular function: zinc ion binding. The coding region runs from base 131 to 1210 and encodes 359 amino acids. Gene Ontology annotation, cellular component: nucleus. The record is from RefSeq and is a predicted model, not a curated record.
UGGUGUUUGACAGUUUCAUCAUUCUAUCUUAAUGUUUAUUCCUUUCUUUUUUACAUUAUUAAAAUAAUCAAACAUUUGUUUUCUGUGUUACAUUUAACUUACCGUAUCCAAACGGAUUGUAUUAUUCAGGAUGGAUUCUGAAAAAUGUCGAUUAUGUCUGUGUACAGCUAACAGUCUUGCUGGAUUAUCGGCGUCGAUUGAGGAUGAUGGUUUUAACUCCAUGAUAAAGACCGUAUUUCGUUUCCCGGUACCGAAGUUUCAUGCAUUCGGAAGUAGUAACUACGCUUUGUCCGGUUUGGUUUGUUUUCAAUGUGCUACCAGCGUCCGGAAUUUCUAUUACUUCAGCAAAUGUGUCGAAUCCAAUCAGAAAAAACUUCAGUACGAAUGUGAAGCGAAGCAAAAGUCUUUUUCGGCAAAUUCUGAUGAUUGGACACUCGGGGAAAUAAUACAACAUUUCAAAACAGAAGCCGAGUCGGAUUCUGCAGCAAGUGGUAGAAGCCUUUUAAUGACCACAAAAGUUGAAUCUUCAGCCAGUAACAAUAACCGAAUCAACUCACCGCUAAUGGAAAGGCAAGAAGAGAGCACAAAUGGUCCUGAUUUAGAAUGCGUUGAUAUGCUAGACGUUGAAAUACAGCUACCCACCGUUCAAAACGCUGGUGAUUUGCAACAGAGUGGUGAACACUUUGAAACUAGAGACCUACGAUUGAGCACAGUUAAUACUCAUUGUAACGCAGUCGAAGAGAACACAACCGAUUCAAGUGAUUCAUUCACCGCGAGGUUAGCUCAUCGAGAUUCUUUCGAGUUCAGCCUUAUCAAAACAGAACAAGAGCUGAUAGCUUUCGAUAAAAAAUUAUUGGAUAGAGGAUAUUUUCAGAUGGUUCUUGAUUGGCUAACUGACAAUGUAAUAUCCAGAGACUGUGACAAUCGUAUGUUAGAAGCACAGGAUCUUAUUUUUCACAAAGAAUUUCUUGUAGAAUGUAGUUGGACGGGGCUAGGAAGGCAUUCAACGAAAAUUGCAUUCAAAUCCUACACCAACGUGUUGAAGCUAUUCAAACGAAUAGGAAGUACACGUCUCAUUAUGUUAACUGACAAAGAAGUAGGUAUAUAUUUCAUGAAAAAGCUCAAACAUGCCAAACAAAGAAUACUAGCAAAAGGCAUUCGGAAAUCGACCUGUCGUAAAAAAUUUUCAAGAAUCUCAAUGCCGUGUUAAAAAUAAGCCAAAAACAAGCCUAAUGAUUUCAACGCCGCGUUAAAAAUAGGUUCAAAAAUAGCCCUAUGUAUUGGAUAAAUUUUUUAAUCACUUUAACGUUUAAAUUGUAUUCCAAUGGUACGUAUGUCGUGUCACAGUUAGUGUAGCUGGUAGGGCGAUCCCCGUGAAAACAUUUUAUUUUUUCAUGCAAUAAAAAAAUUGACCUAUUCUUUUGGGAGUAAAUUUA